AGCUUUCUAAAACCAAUUUUUCCAACAACAACGAUUUCCGUGCUCUUCUGCAGUCUUUGUAUGCUACUUUCAAGGAGUUCAAAAUGCAUGAGCAGAUUGAAAAUGAAUACAUUAUUGGUUUGCUUCAACAACGCAGCCAGACCAUUUAUAAUGUACAUUCUGACAAUAAACUCUCUGAGAUGCUUAGCCUCUUUGAAAAGGGACUGAAGAAUGUUAAGAAUGAGUAUGAGCAGUUAAAUUAUGCAAAACAACUGAAAGAAAGAUUGGAGGCUUUUACAAGAGAUUUUCUUCCCCACAUGAAAGAGGAAGAGGAGGUUUUUCAGCCCAUGUUAAUGGAGUAUUUUACCUAUGAAGAGCUUAAGGAUAUUAAAAAGAAAGUAAUUGCGCAGCAUUGCUCUCAGAAGGAUACUGCAGAACUUCUUAGAGGUCUUAGCCUAUGGAAUCAAGCUGAAGAGCGACAGAAGUUUUUUAAAUAUUCUGUGGAUGAAAAGUCAGAUAAAGAAGCAGAAGUGUCAGACCACUCCACAGGUAUAACCCAUCUUCCUCCUGAGGUAAUGCUGUCCAUUUUCAGUUACCUUAAUCCUCAAGAGUUAUGCCGAUGCAGUCAAGUAAGCACUAAAUGGUCUCAGCUGGCAAAAACUGGAUCGCUUUGGAAACAUCUUUACCCUGUUCAUUGGGCCAGAGGUGACUGGUAUAGUGGUCCUGCAACUGAACUUGAUAAUGAACCUGAUGAAGAAUGGGUGAAAAAUAGGAAAGAUGAAAGUCGUGCUUUUCAUGAAUGGGAUGAAGAUGCUGACAUAGAUGAAUCUGAAGAGUCUGCAGAGGAAUCAAUUGCUAUCAGCAUUGCACAAAUGGAAAAACGUUUACUCCAUGGCUUAAUUCAUAAUGUUCUGCCAUAUGUCGGUACUUCCGUAAAAACUUUAGUAUUAGCAUACAGCUCUGCAGUUUCCAGCAAAAUGGUUAGGCAGAUUUUAGAGCUUUGCCCUAACCUGGAACAUCUGGAUCUUACCCAAACUGACAUUUCAGAUUCUGCAUUUGACAGUUGGUCUUGGCUUGGUUGCUGCCAGAGUCUUCGGCAUCUUGAUCUGUCUGGAUGUGAGAAAAUCACAGAUGUGGCGCUAGAGAAGAUUUCCAGAGCUCUUGGAAUUCUGACAUCUCAUCAGAAUGACUUUUUGAAAACUUCUACAAGCAAAAUUACAUCGACUACGUGGAAAAAUAAAGACAUUACCAUGCAGGCCACCAAGCAGUAUGCCUGUUUGCCUGAUUUAACUAACAAGGGCAUUGGAGAAGAAAUAGAUAACGAGCACCCCUGGACUAAGCCUGUUUCUUCUGAAAAUUUUACUUCUCCUUAUGUGUGGAUGUUAGAUGCUGAAGAUUUGGCUGAUAUUGAAGAUGCUGUGGAAUGGAGACAUAGAAAUGUUGAAAGUCUUUGUGUAAUGGAAGCAGCAUCUAGCUUUAGUUGCUCCACCUCUUGUUGUUAUAGUAAGGAUAUUGUUGGACUAAGGACUAGUGUCUGCUGGCAACAGCAUUGUGCUUCUCCGGCCUUUGCAUAUUGUGGUCAUUCAUUUUGUUGUACAGGAACAGCUUUAAGAACUAUGUCCACACUCCCAGAGUCUUCUCCAGUGUGUAGAAAAGCAUCAAGGACUAGAUUGCCUAGGGGAAAAGACUUAAUUUACUUUGGGAGUGAAAAAUCUGAUCAAGAGACUGGACGUGUACUUCUGUUUCUCAGUCUGUCUGGAUGUUAUCAGAUCACAGACCAUGGUCUCAGGGUUUUGACUCUGGGAGGAGGGCUGCCUUAUUUGGAGCACCUUAAUCUCUCUGGUUGUCUUACUGUAACUGGUGCAGGCCUGCAGGAUUUGGUUUCAGUGUGUCCCUCUCUCAAUGAUGAAUACUUUUACUACUGUGACAACAUUAACGGUCCUCAUGCUGAUACUGCCAGUGGAUGCCAGAAUUUGCAGUGUGGUUUUCGAGCCUGCUGCCGCUCUGGCGAAUGACCCUUGACUUCUGACCUUUGUCUACUUCAUAUAGCUGAGCAGGCUUCCUUUCAUGCACUUUACUUAUAGCACAUUUCUUGUGUUAACCAUCCCUUUUUGACGUGACUUCUUUUGGCCCAUUUCUUACAACUUCAGAAAUCCUAAUUUACCAGUGAACUGUACAGUGUUGUUUCUCUUUCAAAUUAUAUUUUUGUUUUAGGGAUUAGGCUUUUUCAUGAGGGUGAAAACAGUCUUAUCAGAUCACUUUUAAAAUGCUUUGAAAAGAAUGUUGUUAAUGCCGUGACAUUUAAAGUAUUUUAUAGAUUAUUCUGAGUUUUAAAAUCAACAGGGAUUAUUGGUUCUCUUUACAUACAAACACUGUACCUGUACCAAGCUUUGCAGGUCUUUUCAGACAUGCAUUUCUGAACAUUUAUUUUCAAAGACUGUACAUUUUGGAAACUCAUCUCUUUUCCAUAAUGUUUCCUUUAUUUGAAUAAUUACAAGAGGGCCAAUUCAAACAAACCCAUAUAUAAUAUUCUUUAAUAUUGUAGAAUAAAUUGGUUUCUUGGUGUCAGCUCAAUGAGCUAGCAAAGCACCAAUCUUCAUCUUUGCUUUCUUCCAAGACCUCGGUUCUCACCAUUGUCCCUAAGUUGUCAAAUUUGGGAGGGAUUUUUACAAAUUCCCACAAUCAUUGAAGAAAUGUAUAAAUAAAACUUACUUUGAGGACUUUACCAAGUGA
Molecule: messenger RNA, 2712 nt
Organism: Carlito syrichta (Philippine tarsier)
Lineage: Eukaryota; Metazoa; Chordata; Mammalia; Primates; Tarsiidae
Gene: FBXL5
Product: F-box and leucine rich repeat protein 5
Exons: 10
Coding region: 84-1994 (636 amino acids)
Biological process (GO): intracellular iron ion homeostasis; SCF-dependent proteasomal ubiquitin-dependent protein catabolic process
Cellular component (GO): SCF ubiquitin ligase complex
Molecular function (GO): protein binding
Source: RefSeq, a predicted model, not a curated record